UGGAAUAGUGAAAUAGUGGUUAAAAAAAUCAAUUUUUUAAGGGAAAAAAUCACUCCCAAACGGGCUGGUAAUCUGUUAGAUUUGUUGUGCAUCAUGAAAACCUUAAAUGAGGCAUAUGCCUCAAACAACAUUUUUGGCAAUGGAGGAAGGCAUGGGUGUUCAAUGUGUUAUGGAUGCUCUACAAUGAGAAGUACAAUUCUAAGCAUUCCAUUUUAAGAAAGCAACCUUUACGGCUCUCCAAUCUAACUUCUCUGAAGGACAGUUACAUAGAACUUAUUAAAUUAUUGGUUCAUCUAGCAUGUAAUAUCCCGUGAAAGCACUUCUUGCAGAGUCCAAUAAUGUGAACUUUUCAUGCAAGAAAGUGGACCUAGCACGUACUAAAUUGCUUGUUAAAUUUUUAAUCCUGCCAUUGCCUAGUUCAUAUUUUGAGACCUACAUUUUUCUUAAUUCAGAUUAAUAUGUUUUAUUUCUCCCUUUAUUCUUGUGGAUGCACCCACUGUAUUUUUAAAGCUGGUGAAAGUGAUUUAUAUUUUCAUUUUAUGGGUGAAGAUUCAAUCUGGAGGACGAGAGCCUGCAGGUGGUAAUGGCCGCCAUCUGAUAAAUGGUGGAAUCUCUGAGAUUGAAAAAUUGUUAAAGCAGAAGACCUUCACUAGACCUGAGAUUGAACACUUGAGGGAGCUAUUGCAUUCAAAAGCUAUAGAAGUUUCAGUUAGUGAUGAUGGAUUAGUGACAGAUGAAUUAGCAAAGCCGCUGACGGAUGUUGAAAGGCUUCAACAAUAUUCUAGUGUUUCAUUGGAAAAAAAUAAAAUUGAGGAGGAUAGAUCUCAUGGAGUCAUAGCAACACCUAUAGUGAGUUCAAAAAAAUGUGUCUAGGUCCUUGAGGAAGAAAUUGCUUCUCCUGCUGAACUUGCAAAAGCUUACAUGGGCAGUAGGCCUUCAAAAUUAUCACCAUCAAUGUUGGGGAUGCGGAAUCAAGCUGUUACGGAAGGCUCAGGGUUGCUAAGUAGUGUACUUUUUACACCGAAACCGCCUAUCACGUCAUUAACAAUGAGGAAUGCUGUUAAUCCUGAGGUUCUUAAAUAUGGAUCUGUAACCCCAAGAUCUCGAGGCAGAUCACCAAUAUACAAUAUGGCUCGUACUCCAUAUUCCAGAGUUUAUUCAACUGACGUACAAAAGGGAACUGGAUCCGUUAAUUAUGGUAAUGGUGGGCCGUCAUCAUCAUCAUCAUCUCCAUUUGCAGUGGAGCAUUAUAGACGAUUUGGGCCUAACAAAUUGACUCUAAAACGCAGGAGUUCAAUAUUAGAUGAUGAUCUUGGUUCUGUUGGUCCCAUACGGAGAAUCAGACAGAAACCCAGUCUUUUAUCUCAUAGAAGCCCUCUUUCUGAUCGUGGAGUGGAGAUUGGUUCUGAUGCUUCACAAAUAUCUUUAAAGCAGAAACUUCCAUUAGAGGAUGAAACAAGGCAUAAGGUCUCAAAAACUAUUGGAGAAAAUGAGGAUAACGGCAUUCCAAGUACCAGUUAUACUCCUGUACCUUCUAAGUCUAGCGAGGUUGCUGCUAGAAUAUUGCAGCAUCUUGAAAAGUUGACCCCAAAGGAAAAAUCAUCAGAAUCCAUGCUAGCUGCUGUGCGGGAGAAGUUACCUUUGAAAAUGAAACCAAUCAAGCUCCAGGAUGGCCAUAAGUUGGAGGGUUGGCCCAUAGCCGCUUUGCCUUAUGCUCAUGAUUCUACUUCACAAAAGCAAGGGGAAGUAGAAGAAAAUGGCCCAAAAGAGUCUGUUGGUCCAUGUGAUAUGUUGACUCCCGCUGUGAAUAUUGAUACCUCAGUAUCGGUAAACACUUUCAGACCUAUGGGUGAAACUAAUGAUACUGCCCUUAAGACUUUUGCAUCUCAACCUCCCGAAAAGAGACGAUCCUCUAAGAUGAGUGCACACGAGGACGAUAAUAGACAUUCUAAUGGGCGUGUGCUGAAACCAUUAGGUGAUGGGAGAGAAACAGCGGAGAUAGCUCUCAUUGACGGAAAGACUUCACCUGCUGAACUAAAAUCAGACAAAACCACUAUUCAGUUGGAACUGAAGUCAACUUCGGGUCCUUUAUCUAGCAAAAGCAGUGACAUGGAAAGUUCUGGUGUAUUCAUUGUUGGAAAAGAAGGUGCUCUCUUUGCCUCCAGGGCUUCCCAGGCACCAAGCGCAUCCUUCCAAUCAACCUUGCUUCCUCAGUCAGUCUUCAAUUUUGACAAACCGAAAGAAGUGAACAAUUCUACUCCCUCCCUUAGUUUUAGCUCUAAAGUUGAUGAUAGAUCCCCCUCAUUCACGAUUUCAUCCUCGCUUUCUGAAUUAUCAAACAGAAAACCAUUUACUUGGUUGGAAUCUAAACCAGAAAGCUCAAGCAGGUUAGUUACCAUAGUGAGCAAUGUAGCUAACUGCUGUUGAGUUCAACUAAAUAGUUUUUCUUUCUUUCUGGUUCCUCAUGACUUUGUGAUGCCUUUUCUUUGAUAAGUUGGUUGAAAUUUUCAAUUAUAUUUCUUCUUGUUUU
This is a messenger RNA of Olea europaea var. sylvestris, 2530 nucleotides long. RefSeq names its product nuclear pore complex protein NUP1-like. The record is from RefSeq and is a predicted model, not a curated record. The coding region runs from base 922 to 2427 and encodes 501 amino acids. NCBI's taxonomy places the organism in Eukaryota, Viridiplantae, Streptophyta, Magnoliopsida, Lamiales, Oleaceae. Gene Ontology annotation, cellular component: nuclear envelope. Gene Ontology annotation, biological process: poly(A)+ mRNA export from nucleus; nuclear membrane organization. The transcript is spliced from 6 exons.